This is a messenger RNA of Arachis stenosperma, 1725 nucleotides long. Its product is annotated as G2/mitotic-specific cyclin S13-7-like. The record is from RefSeq and is a predicted model, not a curated record. The coding region runs from base 158 to 1531 and encodes 457 amino acids. Gene Ontology annotation, molecular function: cyclin-dependent protein serine/threonine kinase regulator activity. NCBI's taxonomy places the organism in Eukaryota, Viridiplantae, Streptophyta, Magnoliopsida, Fabales, Fabaceae. Gene Ontology annotation, biological process: mitotic cell cycle phase transition; regulation of cyclin-dependent protein serine/threonine kinase activity. The transcript has 8 exons. Gene Ontology annotation, cellular component: nucleus; cytoplasm; cyclin-dependent protein kinase holoenzyme complex.
GAGAGUGAGAGAGAGAGAGAGAAAGAGAGAGAGAGCGCACUGGUUUUCUAAGCAAAACACAGAAACAACAACGGUGUAUGCGUUCUCUUCUUCGAUUUUGAUUUUCUUCUCAGAAACAUUCAUUUCAGUUCCAAGACAAAAGAAAAGUGUAUUCCAAAUGGCUUCAAGACCCAUCGUUCCUCAACAAGCAAGAGGUGAUGCAAUCGUAAGAGGAGGGAAGCAGCAACAGGAGCAGAAGAAGAAUGGUGCCGGAAACCGUAAAGCCCUCGGAGAGAUCGGAAAUUUGGUCACUGUUAAAGGUGUAGAGGUUAAGCCCAAUCGCCCCAUCACAAGGAGUUUCUGUGCACAACUUCUUGCCAAUGCGCAAAAAGAAGCAGCUGCUGAAAACAACAAGAAACAGAUAUGUGCUAAUGUGGGUGGACCUGCUCCUCACGGAGUUGCAGUUGCUACAAAGAGGGUUGCACCAAAGCCUGCUGCUAACAAGAAUGUGACUACAAAACCAAAGCCUGCAGUAGUGGAAGUCAUUGAUAUAAGCUCUGAAAAGGAGACACCAAAGGACAAGCCUGUGAACAAGAAUAAAAAGGAAGCAGAUGGCAACUCCAAGAAGAAAUCACACACUCUCACUUCAGUCCUCACAGCCAGAAGCAAGGCAGCAUGUGAUCUUGCUAAGAAACCAAAGGAGCAGAUUGUUGACAUUGAUGCAGCUGAUGUCAAUGAUGAGCUUGCUGCUGUUGAAUACAUUGAAGACAUCUACAAGUUCUAUAAGCUAGUUGAGAAUGAGAGCCGUCCACAUGAUUACAUGAACUCACAGCCAGAGAUCAAUGAAAAGAUGAGAGCCAUACUGGUUGAUUGGCUCACAGAUGUGCACACCAAGUUUGACCUCUCUACUGAGACACUUUAUCUGACCAUCAACAUCAUUGAUAGAUUCUUAGCAGUGAAGACUGUGCCAAGAAAGGAACUCCAAUUGGUUGGGAUCAGUGCCAUGCUCAUGGCAUCCAAGUAUGAAGAAAUCUGGCCCCCGGAGGUGAAUGACUUUGUGUGCCUCUCAGAUAGAGCUUACACAAAUGAACAGAUUCUUGUCAUGGAGAAAGUCAUAUUGGACAAGCUGGAAUGGACUUUGACUGUGCCUACUCCAUUUGUUUUCCUUGUUCGUUUCAUCAAGGCUUCAGUUCCGGAUGAACAGCUGGAGAGCAUGGCACACUUUCUAUCUGAGUUGGGAAUGAUGCAUUAUGCAACCUUAAUGUACUGUCCAUCAAUGGUUGCAGCCUCAGCAGUUUUUGCAGCUAGAUGCACACUUAACAAGACACCUCUUUGGAGUGACACACUUAAGCUACACACCGGUUACACACAAGAACAACUUAUGGAUUGUGCUAAGCUACUAGUGAGUUUUCACUCGAAUGUUGGGAAUGGGAAGUUGAAGGUUUUGUACAGAAAAUACUCAGAUCCACAGAAAGGUGCUGUAGCUGUGCUUCCACCAGCUAAAUAUCUUCUCCGGGAAGCUUCUUCUGUCUCUUCUGGCUCUACACAUUGACCAUUGAAUGAAGCAGCAGAAAAAGAAGAGAAGAGUGUUAGGGGGGGGAUUUGGCAAUAACCAUUUGUUAUUGUUGUUACCUGGGCAAUAACCAUCUGUUAUAUUUUUUUUUCUUCUUUUUGAAUAUUUUGUUUUAGAAGCCAUAUGAGUUUGGAUUCAAGAAAACAAUAGUUGAUUAGUAUAUGAGUAAUUGA